Messenger RNA from Cucurbitaria berberidis CBS 394.84, 1521 nucleotides. RefSeq lists its product as uncharacterized. The record is from RefSeq and is a predicted model, not a curated record. NCBI's taxonomy places the organism in Eukaryota, Fungi, Ascomycota, Dothideomycetes, Pleosporales, Cucurbitariaceae. Bases 1 to 1521 code for a protein of 506 amino acids. The transcript has 2 exons.
AUGUCACUCAACGUCAUCAGGGAAUACAUUGCCGAUGACGCAGAACGACUCCUCGACUCUUUACCAUUACACAGUUCGAUGUCAUGGAUCCCCUUUUCUGCAGCAGAGCCUCCUAUCGCCCUAGUCCUCGGUACUGUUGACGGGUACUACAUUCUCGCCUUCCUUGUCAGACUGCGCGGUAGACCAAGUAGCUUGGCUUUCUGUCAAAGGCGGAUCAAAAACUCGGGCGAUCAACAAAGGCUUCAGCAAGACCAAGUCAUGCAGUAUUCGCUUAAUGCGCCGUUCAAGUACAAUACCGAUGUCUCCAGAACUGGGGAAAUAAGAUUUAGCCUUGUCAUUUUGUGGUACUUUCUGGCAAAAGAACUAAUUGACAGUGCAUUCAACGGCAAUGAUACAGAAAAAAUUGAAUGCUUUCACGAUGCACUAAAGAGGAUCGACUUGGGACAGCGUACAGAAAAAGGGAGUCAGCGAGAGGACCAAUCUACACAUGAGCGCCAAACACCACCGAUGAUUGAGGACAGUCCGGAACCUGAAAGACCCAAAACUCCAUACAGUUUUCGCUCGCGAGAGCGUGGUCGCAACAGAUCAAACGCAGACGCUCGGGAAACGACAAACGAGAAGCUAAGUGCGGAGCUCGAGACAUUGCCACCAGCUGAUGCGAGCGAAGAGGAGAAUUCGGACUUGAGGAAGCUGAUUGAACAUCUAAGACAUUAUAGCGCGCUAUAUCUCUUGGACAACCUCACCGAACCGGAAAGAAUCCCGUUCGAGAACCAGGACCGAUUCCCGGAAGCCCAACCAAAGAAACUUUCCCUCGGAAAACAUGCGAAAACUCAUGAUGCAAUAUAUGCAUACAUGCGACCGAGAAAAGGCCCCAGAGCCUAUCACGAGAUCAAUUUCUUUGUCGAGGGAAAACGAUAUCAUGUGGGCACAUCCAUCGAGCAAAGUGAUACUGCGCGAUUGACACUGAUCGUUAAAUGGUACUUCAUCGUAGCUGGAAUAGCAAAGGAUGUAGUGCUCAGAGAAACAAAAGCUUAUCCGGAGCGAUUCAAGGCUGCCCUUGAGUUCAUCGCUGAGCGUAUGGGAUCUGCCGCCGCCACAGCACCCAUUGAUACAUCCCCAUGCCUAGAACCCGAUGACAUAGAACCCGAUGGCACAGAACCUGCACCAAUCUCAACAACGCCUCCCCCCGCAUCCCUACCAACGACACGUCCUAAUACGCCCUUGCAACUAUCAGAUGCGCAAACGCCGUCCCAAGGUACGAAGCGGACUGCUGAAGACGCCGAGUUUGAGUGCCUUGAACAAAUAUUCUCACAGAAUACAGACUUGACAAACCAGAUCAACGAAUUCGAUCAGAAACUCGAUAUACAUGAUGUGAAGCGAGCAAACUUUAUGGAAAAGUGGGAGAAAGAACUUGAUGACAUGCUGGCAAUGAGGGAUCAGCUUGACGCUGAGAGGCGUGAUCUGAGGCGGAGUUUCAAGAGGCGGAGUAAAGCUUUUGCGGAGAAUUAUGAGGAUGAUUAG